GUCGAGUUUAGAGUUUUUUCCUGGGCCGCAAAGAAUCAGACGGAAACCCCAGUCAGACGUUUCCUAUUUAAUAGCCCUUCGAAAAUCUGCUAUGAAAAGUACGGCUGCUUCAAUAAACAACCCAAUGUUCGGUGGGGCCUGAUUCCGAUUAAACCUAGUCUGCCACAAGAGCCAAGUGUUGUUGGCACAACAUUUGACAUGUACACCAGGAACGGGCGUGGAAGAGUAAAUGAUUAUGAUGCAGAUAAAUUGAAGGCCCCAAAAUUUGAUAUCGCGCGGCGAACAAUCUUCGUGAUUCACGGCUGGAGAGGAAAAUCAACCAAGGAGUGGGUCAUUGAAAUGAAAGAUGCCCUUUUACGACGAGAAGACUGCAAUGUGAUUUUGGUGGACUGGUCUGGAGGAGCAAAAACACUCUAUGGACAAUCUGUAGGCAAUACCCAGCUCGUUGGGGCUCAGGUAGCAGAGCUGAUAAGGUUCUUGAUUAAGAGCGCUUCAGGGUCACCUGACUCGGCUAAAAUGUUCUAUAUUGUGGGAUUUAGCCUUGGUGGACAAACCGCAGGGUAUGCCGGAAAGUAUUUAAAGGAGAAAGCUCGAAUGACACUUGGUCGUAUUACAGGACUGGACCCAGCUGGUCCUGCUUUUGACGGCAUUGCUGACCCUCGCUUCCGCCUGGACCCAAGUGAUGCUGAAUACGUUGACGUUAUACACACCGACAUGGUGUGA
Molecule: messenger RNA, 723 nt
Organism: Pocillopora damicornis (cauliflower coral)
Lineage: Eukaryota; Metazoa; Cnidaria; Anthozoa; Scleractinia; Pocilloporidae
Product: pancreatic triacylglycerol lipase
Biological process (GO): lipid catabolic process
Molecular function (GO): triacylglycerol lipase activity
Source: RefSeq, a predicted model, not a curated record